CCGUCCUGUUCCGCCUGUUUAGGGAAUGACCUCGACCAGUAGCAUUUUAUUCCAUUUUACGGUUGGGAUCCAUAAGACAACUUCAUAUAAUUCAGUAAAAAUCCCCCCCUCUCACAUUUCCCUACCGCCGUUUGUACUAGGUUGGGAAAGUAGGUCAACACACUGCAUUGCUGUGUUUUUGAUCUAAUUUUUCUUUUUCUUCGUACAUCCAAAAAAGAGACGAUUGAAAGAGAGAGAUCAAGGCGCGGUAACCCCUCUGUUAACCGCGGCGCAUUCAUCGCGUGCCGGGCACUUCAUACACAACAAUUCUAAUUGGGCGUAUCCGACUUCUUUUUUUUACCCCUUGUCAAUAAUCGCUUUCUCGAGACCUUGGUACCUUUUGUUUUGUUGAGGUUACUUGGAGUGAUUGAAGGCAUUUAGUUUGGCUUCGGACAAACGCCGCGAUUGUCGAACUAUAUCACCUUCAAGCCCAUAAUUUCACAUUCAGACCUCAAUUUCUAUCCCACACCGACUUCACAUGUUUCUAUUGCGAGUCGACUUUGUGAAAUUGGUUUAGGUCGGAAGUCUUGUCUCAAUCAAGUCCUCGCCAAAGGAGAAACCCUUAAGUAACAUCAAUCAAGAUGGAUCCUAAUAAUCGCCUUUACCUCAACUUCGAUAAUAAUAAUAACGGCCGCCUUGCUCCAUCCGACCGACAAUACCCCACCACUCCCUCGACUUUCCCCCAGCCGGUAUUUCCCGCGCCGUCUCAACAGCAUCUUGCAACCCAGCAAGCUCAAGCCCAGCAGUACGCCGGAGGCUAUGCCCCAGCUAAUAGUUAUUUUGCGCCGAACCAAUACCAGGGUCCCUCUGACUAUGUGAACCCCCAAGCCGCUGCGGCCUACCAACCUCGAUCCAAUACUCCGGGUACUAAUGAUCCCAAUGUUGGCCUAGCCCACCAGUUCUCUCACCAGAACCUAGGAGGCGCCGCCCGAGCUAAUGCCUAUGGAGCACGUGGUCCUUCGCCGGGUCAGCGCCCUAGAACGGCGGGUUCUUCUGGUCAACAACCUGGCUACAGCUACCUGAACCAACCGAUGCCUGCCCCGGCAGCUUCACGCCAACCCGAGUUCCAGCCUGCGCCAGAGCGAAGCCCUGAGAAAUACGGUCUAAAUGCGAAUAACAACCAGAAGAAGUGUUCGCAACUAGCGGCUGAUUUCUUCAAGGAUAGUGUCAAGCGUGCUCGGGAGCGCAAUCUAAGACAGAGCGAGAUGGAACAGAAGCUUCAGGACCCCAACCAAUCCUCUUCGAGACGUGAACAAAUCUGGCAGAAUGGCGGCAAGAAGGAGGCUAGGUACUUACGAUUCCUGCGAACCAAGGAUAAGCCCGAGAAUUACACAACAGUCAAGAUUAUCGGAAAGGGUGCUUUCGGAGAAGUCAAGCUGGUCCAGAAGAAGGCUGAUGGCCAAGUUUAUGCGAUGAAGUCUCUCAUCAAGACUGAAAUGUUCAAGAAGGAUCAAUUGGCGCACGUCCGAGCCGAACGAGAUAUUCUCGCCGAGUCUGACAGUCCUUGGGUCGUCAAGUUGUUCACAACUUUUCAAGACGCAAAUUUCCUGUACAUGCUCAUGGAAUUCUUACCGGGUGGAGAUCUGAUGACAAUGCUUAUCAAGUAUGAAAUCUUCUCCGAGGACAUUACACGUUUCUAUAUUGCGGAGAUCGUGUUGGCAAUCGAAGCUGUCCAUAAGUUGGGCUUCAUCCAUCGUGAUAUCAAGCCUGACAACAUUCUACUCGAUCGGGGAGGACAUGUUAAGCUCACUGAUUUUGGUCUAUCUACAGGUUUCCACAAACUUCACGAUAACAACUACUAUCAGCAGCUUCUACAAGGAAAAUCUAGUCGGCCUAAAGAUAGGAACUCAGUUGCUCUUGACCAGAUUAACUUGACGGUUAGCAAUCGUUCCCAGAUCAACGAUUGGAGGAAGUCGCGAAGAUUGAUGGCCUACUCUACUGUGGGAACGCCGGAUUACAUCGCGCCCGAGAUUUUCACAGGACACGGUUACACAUUUGAUUGUGAUUGGUGGUCAUUGGGUACCAUUAUGUUCGAAUGUCUUGUUGGUUGGCCACCUUUCUGCGCUGAGGAUAGUCACGACACGUAUCGAAAGAUUGUUAACUGGCGACAAUCUCUGUAUUUCCCAGAUGAUAUCACCCUGGGAACAGAGGCUGAACAUCUAAUCCGAAGUCUCAUUUGCAACACUGAAGUGCGACUUGGAAGAAGUGGCGCACAGGAGAUCAAGACUCAUGCAUUCUUCCGUGGCGUCGAAUUCGACAGUCUUCGACGUAUUCGUGCUCCUUUCGAGCCACGCUUAACAUCGGCUAUCGACACCACUUACUUCCCGACAGACGAAAUCGACCAGACCGACAAUGCGACGGUUAUGAAGAACCAAGCCAUUGCACAAGGAAAGCAGGUCGAAGAAUCCCCCGAGAUGAGUCUGCCUUUCAUCGGAUACACGUUCAAGCGGUUCGAUAACAACUUCCGUUAAUCGUGUGAUUCUGUCUCAGACGGGCCUUUCAAGGCCUGCUGUCGAGAGUUCAAUAUACUAGACACUACUGAGUCGUGUCUUAUGUCACUGGGCUAUUGGUAUGUCUCCAGGCCUGAUGAUUACCUAGGUAAUGUUGGAGUGAGGCCUGGCAGCCUCACCAGGAAGGGGAGGCAAAAUAUCAAACCAUGUCACAAGAAGGGAUACAAUGGUCUGUCUAAUCAUGAUAAUAUCAUGCCGUAAAUGGUCAUGGGAAUGAAAGCUUUUGUAUUGCGAGUUUUUUUGCUAUGUGACAAGAUGAACUGGAACGAUGGACUCGACGAAAGCUAGCUAUCGACAGUCGGAUGAUGUAAUGCUUGGAGAGCUAUCGUAUGGUCACAGGACAAAAAAACUCGAAAUCAGAUACGUUGUUAGAUACGAAAGUGAAGAUUAGGUAGAUAGAUCCUGAACUUGUUUUGAUCUCAGUGAAAAA
This is a messenger RNA of Hypoxylon trugodes, 2979 nucleotides long. Its product is annotated as serine/threonine-protein kinase cot-1. Gene Ontology annotation, molecular function: ATP binding; protein serine/threonine kinase activity. The record is from RefSeq and is a predicted model, not a curated record. The transcript is spliced from 4 exons. Lineage: Eukaryota; Fungi; Ascomycota; Sordariomycetes; Xylariales; Hypoxylaceae. The coding region runs from base 621 to 2510 and encodes 629 amino acids. Gene Ontology annotation, biological process: intracellular signal transduction; peptidyl-serine phosphorylation.